UCGGGGGAGCCCCACGUGCAGCUCUCCGUCUGGCACGCUCCGGAUCAAACAAGGCCGAGCUUCAAAGACGCCGUCUCGCACCAGUUCCAGAGGACAACCGUGGGCCAGUGGUUCGGUCCCUCAUGGACCACCCACUGGUUCAAGGUCGUCCUGAAGGUCCCGGUAGAACUUCGCCACAAGAGGCUCCUCGAGCUUCACUGGGACGCCAACAAUGAAGGGAUGGUGUGGACGGAGCAUGGCCAUCCGCUCCAGGGCUUGACCGGUGGCGGUGAGCGUGUGGAAUGGAUCCUUCCAGACUCGUUCCGCGAUGGAGAGGAACACACCAUUUACAUCGAGAUGGCCUGCAACGGCAUGUUUGGCAACGCCCCCGGCGGCGACUCCAUCCAGCCGCCAGACCCCAACAAAUACUUCCGGCUCGACCGAGCCGAGAUCGUGGCCGUCGAUCCGGACGCUCGCCAGCUCUACAUCGACAUCUGGAUCAUUGGCGACGCGGCAAGGGAGUUUCCGGAGGAUUCCUGGGAGCAACACAAGGCGCUCAAGGUUUGCAACGAGAUCAUCGAGACCUUUGAGCUCGGCAACCGGGAGUCGCUCAAGGCGUGCCGCAAGAUCGCCGAGGACUACAUCGGUUCCAACGUGAACUCGGCCAGGGUGUACGAGAGCGGAAAGGAGCCCGUCGUGUACGGCAUCGGACACUGCCACAUCGACAGUUGCUGGCUCUGGCCGUUUGCUGAAACCAAGCGCAAGGUGGCUAGGUCGUGGUCCAGCCAGUGCGACCUGAUGGACAGGUAUCCCGAGCUCAACUUUGCCUGCUCACAAGCCCAGCAGUACAAGUGGCUCAAGCAGCUGUACCCAUCCGUCUUUGACCGCGUCAAGAAGAAGGUCGUUGAAGGCAGGUUCCAUCCCAUCGGAGGCAGCUGGGUGGAACACGACACCAACAUGCCGAGCGGCGAAUCGCUGGUCCGGCAGUUCCUUUAUGGGCAGCGCUUCUUCGAGAGCAACUUCGGGAAGCGCUGCCAGACAUUCUGGCUGCCCGACACCUUCGGCUACUCGAGCCAGCUGCCGCAGCUCUGCCGGCUCGCCGGCAUGACGAGGUUCCUGACGCAGAAGCUCAGCUGGAACAACAUCAACCGCUUCCCCCACACGACCUUCAACUGGGUCGCCCUGGACGGAAGCCAGGUCAUCUGCCACAUGCCGCCGGCCGAGACGUACACGGCCGAGGCCCACUUCGGCGACGUCAAGCGGAGUAUGUCGCAGCACAAAUCGCUGGACCAAGACGCCACGUCGCUGCUCGUCUUCGGCAAGGGGGAUGGGGGCGGCGGCCCGACCUGGCAGCAGAUCGAGAAGCUGCGCCGGUGCCGCGGUAUCAGCGACACCGUCGGCCUGCUACCUCGCGUCCACAUGGGCAACUCGGUGGAUGAUUUCUUCGAUAGGCUCGAGCGCAAGGCCGACUCCUUCGUGACUUGGUAUGGCGAGCUGUACUUUGAGCUGCACCGUGGCACGUACACGACCCAGGCAAAGAACAAGCGUGACAACCGCAGGUCCGAGGCUGUGCUUCGCGACCUCGAGCUCCUGGCGACCAUCGCGUCUAUCAAGGAUAAGUCGUAUCUGUACCCGAAGAAGGACCUGGACGACAUGUGGGAGUCGGUGCUCCUGUGCCAGUUCCAUGACUGCCUUCCGGGCAGUUCCAUUGAAAUGGCCUACCGCGAGUCUGACGAGAUGUAUGCGGAAGUCUUCAAGACCGCCGAGAAGCUCUUCAAGGACAUCUCGAAGGUGCUUGGCGUCGCCCCAGUGCAGACCACGACCGUCGCAGACGGUGUGGCGCUGAACACGCUACCGUGGCACCGCAAGGAAGUGAUCGCUAUCUCCGAGACCGAAGCUGCCGUUGCUUGCGGACAUGGCCCACUGCUGACCCUGCGGACGCUCAAACUGAACAACGAGCCGCUUGUCAGUCUGAAACAGGCAUCGAAGGGCGUCUUUGUCCUUGAGAAUAGUCAACUCAGGGUCAAGGUGGAAGCCGGCGUAAUAACGUCGCUCUACGACAGGCUGGCCGAUCGCGAGGUCAUCCCCAAGGGGCGCAAGGCCAACCAGUAUGUCAUCUUCGACGACAAGCCCCUGUACUGGCAAGCCUGGGACGUCGAGGUUUACCACCUCGAGACCCGCAAAGAGCUUCCCUCCGGCGAGACCAAGGUCCACGAAGAGAAGACGCACCGUGUGAGCGUCGUCACCCACACCAGGAUCAGCGACAAGUCGUCCAUCAAAACCGUCAUCAGCCUCGCGGCGUCCAUCAAGGGCCAGCAAUCCUACGUCGAAGUCUCCAGCGAAGUCGAGUGGCAUGAGACCAUGAAGUUCCUCAAGGUCGAGUUCCCCGUCGACGUGCGCAACACCGAGGCCAGCUACGAGACGCAGUUCGGCAUCGUGCGGCGGCCGACGCACUACAACACGUCGUGGGACAUGGCCAAGUUCGAGGUCUGCUCGCACCGCUUCGCCGACCUGUCGGAGCACGACUACGGCGUCUCGGUGCUCAACGACUCCAAGUACGGCUUCGCCACCGCGGGGAACACGAUGCGCCUCUCGCUGCUGCGCUCCGCGAAAGCCCCCGACGCCCACGCCGACAUGGGCACGCACACAAUCCGCUGGGCCAUCCUCCCGCACCGCGGCGCUUUAUCGCAUGUCACGGUCCGCAAGGCGUUCGAGUUCAACAACCCGCUCAAACUGCUCUCCAAAAAGCCCACGACGCAGGAGAGCGGGGGAAGAAGAACAGGAAGAAGCAACAACAACAACAACAUCCCAGACCCCUUCCUCCUCCUCCCCCUCUCGGAAGAGAGGCCGCCUGUGUAUCUGACCGAGGACUCGAGCCCGGCUCUGAUCCUCGACACGGUCAAGCGCGGCGAGGACGACGAGGACGUCUCGCGCGGCGAGCUGCCCGCCAAGCCGGGGCGCAGCGUCAUCCUGCGCAUCUAUGACAGCUUGGGGGGCCGGGCGCGCGGCUACGUGGCGACGACGUGGCAUGUGGCGCGGGUGUGCAAGGUCAAUCUGCUUGAGGACGAGCUGGAGGAAGUGCAAGACGAAGUUGUUGUGUUGGAGGAGGAGGGUGGUGGCAGAAGUACUAGUAGUAGGUUCGCCGUGGACCUGAGACCGUUCGAGGUGGCCACGUUCAAGCUGCAGUUGGCUUCUGAAGCCUAGGGGCCGUCGUCGCCAGGGUAUCUGGUCCUACCUACCUCCAGCUUUGAGUGGACGUUUCUGGACAAGGCGUAGUUUCUGUAACGUACUAGUAAGGUAGGUAGAUAUCUUCCUUAAGUGGGUGGGUGUAACUGUGUAGAAGUUUUGUUUCAUGGGGAGACGUCAGGGAUAACGACGAACGGAUAAGGGAACUAGGGAUAGGAACGAGGAGUACUAGUUACUAUGCCGAGUAAUGAGCAAAAGAAAAAACCGAAUCAUGAAUGAAUGCUUUUUGCAGGGGGCCUUGCCAUGGUUGCGGAAUAGUAUAGUAAAUA
Chaetomium strumarium is the source of this 3494-nucleotide messenger RNA. RefSeq names its product glycoside hydrolase family 38 protein. The transcript has 2 exons. Bases 220 to 3183 code for a protein of 987 amino acids. Gene Ontology annotation, molecular function: carbohydrate binding; alpha-mannosidase activity. Lineage: Eukaryota; Fungi; Ascomycota; Sordariomycetes; Sordariales; Chaetomiaceae. Gene Ontology annotation, biological process: oligosaccharide catabolic process; mannose metabolic process. The record is from RefSeq and is a predicted model, not a curated record. Gene Ontology annotation, cellular component: fungal-type vacuole membrane.